Pristis pectinata (smalltooth sawfish) is the source of this 2628-nucleotide messenger RNA. Its product is annotated as deleted in malignant brain tumors 1 protein-like. The transcript is spliced from 13 exons. Bases 1 to 2628 code for a protein of 875 amino acids. Lineage: Eukaryota; Metazoa; Chordata; Chondrichthyes; Rhinopristiformes; Pristidae. Gene Ontology annotation, cellular component: membrane. The record is from RefSeq and is a predicted model, not a curated record.
AUGAAUAACACGUUCGGACCAGAAAGCGUUCAGCUGAGACUGGCGAAUGGAGGGAGUCGAUGCGCCGGGAGACUGGAGGUUCAGUACAAGGGAAGCUGGGGAACGGUGUCUCAUACUCUUUGGGACCUGGCGGACGCCGCUGUGGUGUGUCGGGAGCUGGGCUGCGGGGUCGCUCUGGCAGCGCCAGCCAGUUCUUACUUUGAGGAAGGGUCAGGGCCCAUUGUGACAGGGUCUAUGACGUGCGGCGGGAACGAGACUGCUCUGCGGAAUUGUGAAUUGGGUUGUGGCUCUGGAGCUGUGGCGCCGCCUGACGCUCACUUUGGAGAAGGAACGGGGCCAGUUAUCGGCCCGCCCGGCUGCGGACAUCAACGGGAUCUUGGUGUGAUCUGUUCAGGAACCAUCGCACCUCGCCUGGUGAAUGGAAACAGUGCUUGUGACGGUAGGCUGGAGAUUUAUGCGAAUGGUACUUGGAGGACUGUCUGCGGCGUUGGAUCGUGGGACUUAUCGAGUCUGGACUUCAUUUGUAAAGCACUGAACUGCGGCUCUGCAAUGGAAGCGCCACUUAAUGCUCAUUUUGGAGAAGGAUCAGGACCCGUUAUUGGACCGCCGGGUUGCAGCCACCAACAAGACAUUGGAGUGAUUUGUUCAGAAAGCAGAGAUCUCAGACUGGUGUCUGUGGACUCCCGAUGCUCCGGUCGUCUCGAAAUUCGCCAGCGGCAGCAAUGGGGGACAGUCUGCGACAGAUACUUUGAUUGGGAAGAUGCUGCGGUGGUUUGCGCGCACCUCAAGUGCGGAACAGUAGCGGAAAUCCAAGGAAGAGCUCACUUCGGGAAGGGAACAGGUCCAGUGUGGAACGAGAAAUACAUGUGCCAGGGAUACGAGUCCCGAUUGUGGGAUUGUCCCAUUUCACCCUGGGAUCGAAUCAGAUGCUCACAUGAAAGUGACGUCAGUGUUAUUUGCUCGGAGAAAAACUGGGUUCCGAGACUAAUAAAUGGGGGAAGCCGCUGUGAUGGGCGAGUGGAGAUAUACUACAAUCGCAGCUGGGGAAGACUGCAAGACAACCUCUGGGACAUUAACGACGCCAAUGUGACCUGUCGGGAGCUGGGCUGCGGCUAUGCGAUAUCUGCCUACAAUUCUUCAAAGUACGGAGAGAGCGAAGGGCCCGUGUGGGUGAAUGAAGUUACCUGCCAAGGAAAUGAGUCGCAGCUCCAGAUGUGCAACUCAUUGACAUUGAAUCCAUUUCUCGAUGACAGCGAUGGCGUUGGGGUCCUGUGUUCUGAACACUUACAAUUACGGCUGACCGGCGGCGGAAGUCCAUGUGCUGGUCGAGUUGAAGUCUACUACAGUGGAGAAUGGGGCUCGGUUUGCGACGACUCCUGGGAACUGGCGGACGCUCAGGUGGUUUGCAGACAGUUGGGUUGUGGGAACGCUUUGGAGACGAAACCUUCUGGUCAUUGUGGACCAAGAUCAGACCCAAUGUGGCUGGAUGAAUUGAGUUGUUCGGGUGACGAAUCUUUUCUCUGGCAAUGUCAGUCAGCACCAUGGGGCGAACACGACUGCUCUCAUAAAGAAGAUGCAAUGGUUAUGUGUUCUGAGCACAAAGAGCUGCAGUUGGUGAAUGGAAAACAUCGCUGUGAAGGAAGAGUGGAAGUGUUUUACAAUGGGAGCUGGGGAACGGUGUGCUCGGAGUCACUGGAUGACGUUGAUGCAGAAAUCAUCUGUAAACAGUUACAGUGCGGUCCUGUCCAAAAUAUUCUGUAUGACGCACUAACAUUCGGAGAAGGAUUAGGAUAUAUUUGGCUCGACGAGGUGGCGUGUAACUCACACGAGUUAACUCUUUGGCAGUGUCAGUCGGAUCCGUGGGGUGAACACAACUGUGAACACCGGGAGGAUGCAGGUGUUGUUUGUUCAGGACAACAGCUGCGUUUGGUCGGGGGAAACAGCAGCUGCUCGGGGAGGGUGGAGAUACUGUCCAACAACAGCUGGGGCACAGUGUGCGAUGACUCCUGGGACCUGGCCGAUGCUAACGUUGUCUGCAGGCAACUGGGCUGUGGCUCCGUUUUAUCGGCUGUGGGAGGGGCGGACUUUGCCCAGGGCGACGGUGUGAUCUGGCUGGAUGACGUGAAAUGCACGGGAAGCGAAUCCUUUCUCUUCGACUGUGGUUCAUCGCCGCCAGGUCAACACGACUGUGAUCACAAGGAAGAUGCCGGUGUCAUUUGUUCCGGUCCAGAUUUAUCUCCGCCUGGUUCUCGUUCAUCUGCUUCAGGGCGGAAAGGGAAAGCAGUCUCUGUCCCUGCUACCGUCUGCAUAACACUCGGAUCUCUUUUCGUCUGUGAACUCAUCGCAUUGGGAGCGCUUACUCGGAGAAAGCCAUCAAGAAGAGGUCAUUUCAUCUUCGACAGGGAUUCUCCUGUUGGUAUAUACGACGCAAUUUAUCAAGAGGUAGAGAGUAUUCAACGCAGCGAAGUUUCCUCUCAAAUUGAACGUUCAGGUGAGGUUUGCUUUGAUUUUGAGCAUGGCGAAGAUGGAGCCAAGGACACUGAUUACAGUUAUUGCCAGCUGCCUUAUGACUCUGAUGAGUUCAUCAAUGUUGCAAACACUCUCUACGAUCACGAUGUGUUGAAUUAA